CAUGCAACUCCCAUCCCACUAGGUCGGCGCGCAAUUCACUCGUCACCGCGUCCCGACCCGUGUUCGUGUUCGCGCCCGAUCGCACUGCCCCACCUCGUUGGUGGUCGCACCCUACAAACAACACUCACCAGCACCCGUCACUCCCCUUUAGGCAACCUGCCGACAGCAAGCGCACCAUGGACGACUUCAACAGCGAGACAGACAGCGACUACACAAGCUAUUGGCGAGAUUGGUUUAUAUCCUCACGAGGAAACGAGUACUUUUGCGAAAUUGACGAGGAAUACCUUACCGACCGCUUCAACCUCACAGGUCUGAAUACCGAGGUUCAAUACUACCAAUAUGCGCUGGAUCUUGUAACCGACGUCUUCGACUUCGACUGCGACGAUGAUAUGCGGGAACAGAUUGAGAAAUCGGCGCGGCAUUUGUACGGUCUAGUGCAUGCGAGGUACAUUGUCACAACUAGAGGUCUGGCAAAGAUGCUCGAAAAGUUCAAAAAGUCCGACUUUGGCAAAUGCCCACGCGUAAUGUGCGAAUCACAACCCCUCCUUCCCAUGGGUCAAUCCGACGUGCCCAACGCCUCGCCUGUAAAGCUUUACUGUGCCCGCUGCGAAGACCUCUACAAUCCAAAAUCCUCGCGCCAUGCCAUUAUUGACGGCGCAUACUUUGGCACCUCGUUCCACAACAUCUUGUUCCAAGUCUACCCCGCGAUGCUUCCCCCGAAAACACAGCGACGAUACGAGCCCCGCGUCUUCGGCUUCAAGGUGCAUUCCGCAGCAGCACUGGCGCGGUGGCAAUCAGAUAAAAAGGAGGAAAUGAAGGAUAGGCUGAAGGCGCUGAAGAUGGAAACUGGAUUCGAGGAAGAGGACGAGGAAUUGGAAGACGACGAUGAUGACGAUGACAUGGAGCUCCAGGAAGGUGUUCAAGGUGCGGCUGCACAGCUGUGACAAAUGGGCCUGUAACGGCCUUCUUUUUCCUUCACACAAGACGUACAGACCGAACACAGUGAUACAUGAUAGAGCAUGGAUCUACGAGUUGCUCAUCAUGGAGAGGGCUAUGAAAAGGGUUUGGAGCAUAUGCAAAUGCCCAAGACUAGCAUGGAUUCGGCGAUAAGGGCGUCAUGGCUGGGUUAACAAUGGAUAUCUGAGAUACCAACAACCCGAAACGAUCAAAGUAAUUCAAAUUCUACCGUUUUUCUGAAGCAGAACGAAGCACAUACACACACAUGAGUACCGUGAUGGAGGCGAUGAUUUGAGUUAAGUAACAUUGUACGUGAUUUGCUAUAGCAGAGGAGGACUAUGAAUAUCAAUAUCUCUUUCUUCCAUUCUUUCUUGAUCCAAGGUUGGAACCAGCCCAUCUCAGACUACUGUAUACCUACAUGCCACCGCCGAGAUCCAAGCGAACGAUGAU
Molecule: messenger RNA, 1407 nt
Organism: Bipolaris sorokiniana ND90Pr
Lineage: Eukaryota; Fungi; Ascomycota; Dothideomycetes; Pleosporales; Pleosporaceae
Exons: 3
Coding region: 177-944 (255 amino acids)
Cellular component (GO): cytoplasm; protein kinase CK2 complex
Molecular function (GO): protein kinase regulator activity
Source: RefSeq, a predicted model, not a curated record